AUGCCCAAGGGCGUUGUCUAUCAUCGAGAACAAGCUGGGCCCGGCACCAGCGCGCAGGCUUCUUCGCUGCACCAAUACAGUCAGCCUCCUCGCGACGCGACAUUCGAGACCGUGCAGCUGUUUGCUCAGUCGCAUGGGCUCACGCGACAUCUCGACAUCUUACAUAAAGCUGCGUCCAUACUUCAAGAUCCACCUCCUAGACAACCCCAGCCGCUUUCCGAGUCAGAACUACAGGCUCUGCAGGACGAGACGGCGCGAAAAUGGCGCCAACCCAAGAUGCUCUAUUUCACCAUCCUGGUGUGUUCGGUGGGCGCCAUAGAACAAGGCUGGGCACAGACAGGCAUGAAUGGCGCCAACCUGUACUUCCCAAAGGCAUUCGGCAUCGGGUCGAAUAGCAAACACGACACUUUCAUUGUCGGCUUGAUUAACAGCGGCAUCUAUCUCAGCACAGGAGUCCUAGGUGCCUGGCUAUCGGACCCCGUCAACAAUCUGCUAGGUCGGCGUGGUGCAGUCUUCUUGGGAAGCGUUCUCUGCCUCGUUGCCAACCUAGGGUCCUCUAUGAGCAAGACCUGGCCACAGUUAUUGAUUUUCCGCUUCAUCCUGGGUGGUGGCCUAGGUAUCAAUGCGAGCACUGUAUCUGUGUAUGCUGCUGAAUGUGCUCCUACCGUGAUUCGCGGCGGUUUAGCGGUGUCCUGGCAGAUGUGGACGGCCUUUGGACUGUUCUUGGGGUUCAUUGCCAACGCCGCCGUCUACAGCUAUGGCGACAUUGCCUGGAGACUCCAACUUGCAGCUCCUUUCAUCCCAACCAUACCUUUGUUGGUGAUGUUGUAUAUGUGCCCCGAAUCGCCAGCAUGGUAUCUGAAACAUGGAGACCGCUAUGAUCUCGCAUUCCAAUCACUCUGCAGAUUGCGGAACAACGAGUUGCUGGCAGCAAAGGAGCUGUAUGCCUCGCAUCUCCAGAGGAUGGCAAGAUUGAAGAUUGCGGACGAGAACGACGGUUCCUUCCUGCGCAAGGCUUUGGAACUGUUCACCGUGCCUCGCAUCAGGCGAGCCACUACCGCAUCCUACGUCGUGAUGCUUUCUCAGCAGCUGUGCGGCAUCAACAUCAUAGCCUUCUAUUCAUCAACAAUCUUCUCGGACGCGGGAUUCUCUGACUUCAAUGCCCUACUCGCAUCCUGCGUAUUUGGGUUCAUCAAUUUUCUCGGAGCCUUCCCCGCAAUAUGGACCAUGGAUACUCUUGGGAGGAGAUCGCUUCUCCUUCUGACCUUGCCACCAAUGGCAGUAACCAUGCUGGCGGCCGGUCUGAGUUUCAACAUUCCUGCCGACAAUCCUCUGCACUUCGGACUACUUGCGACCUUGAUAUAUGUUUUCUGCGCCUUGUAUUCGCCGGGAAUGGGGCCGGUUCCGAACAGCUACUCUGCAGAAGUGUUCCCCUUGUCGCAUCGGGAGAUUGGCAUGAGUUUUGCGGUGGCUACGGCGAACUUUUGGGCCGCCAUCUUGUCCUUGACGUUCCCGCGAAUCCUUACAGCCCUCCAGUCUCAGGGUGCUUUUGCUUUGUACGCAGGACUGAACGUGGUGGCAGUGGUUCUUGUCUUCCUCUUUCUACCAGAGACUCGCUUGAAAACACUGGACGAGCUAGACGAAGUCUUUUCUGUUCCCACGAGGACGUUUGUGAAGUACCAGACGACCGAGUUCUUGCCAUGGCUGGUGAAACGCUAUGUCAUGCGGGACAAGGAAGCCGAUCUGGCACCUCUGGCUGUCGACGGAGGGUAUCAGGAAAUCGGACAAGACGAUGAUGAGCCCGAGACAUAG
Messenger RNA from Fonsecaea multimorphosa CBS 102226, 1812 nucleotides. RefSeq lists its product as uncharacterized. NCBI's taxonomy places the organism in Eukaryota, Fungi, Ascomycota, Eurotiomycetes, Chaetothyriales, Herpotrichiellaceae. The transcript has 4 exons. The record is from RefSeq and is a predicted model, not a curated record. Bases 1 to 1812 code for a protein of 603 amino acids. Gene Ontology annotation, biological process: transmembrane transport. Gene Ontology annotation, cellular component: membrane. Gene Ontology annotation, molecular function: myo-inositol:proton symporter activity.